UUCAAGCAAGCAACAUUCCAAAUUCUCAGUAUUAGCGUUCGGACAAAAAAAAAGUGAUUCUACAGAUCGUGAUAUUUAAGUGAUAAAAUCGAGGAAAAGCCGAAACAUGCUUGUGAUUGGGGCUCUGGUCAAUCUGCUGCUCAUCUCGGCCUGCGUCUACGCGAUGUACUCGCUGACCCCGGCGGACCAUCCGUACGGCUAUUUGGCGGCAUCAUUUAGCCUGGUCCACGGCCUGCUGGGCCUGGUGCGCUCCUACUCGGAGGAGCCCGACGAGUGCGGACGCACCUUCAUGAUCUCGGCCAGCAUUCUGGAGGUCAUCCCGCUGCCACUGGCCAACAUCGAGUUCUACAUGGUAUCCGAUCAAUCGGGAGUGGCGCUGGUGCACGGCCUCUCGUUGAUUCCGCUCUUCUACGACAUGAUCGGCAAGAUGGGCGACGACUGGGACAGCUCCACGGAGACGUUGAAGGAUCUGGCGCUGCUGGGCAACAUUGGGUCCACCCUGUACCUGGCCCUCAAGGAUGGGAAUCAUCUCUACGGCGGUGUGGCUGCCACCGCAUUCGUGGCCCGAUAUGGGGCAGCUCUGGUCGAUCGCUUCAUCGAGGGCUCUGGCGCCCACGUGGCCACACUGGGCAACGCCGGAAUCCUGGCCCUUAUGACCUACGCACUCACCGAGGGUUGAUUGCUUAGACUUCAAAUUAACUAUUCGCGGAAUAAAAGGAAAAAUUCAACUAAA
Molecule: messenger RNA, 733 nt
Organism: Drosophila takahashii
Lineage: Eukaryota; Metazoa; Arthropoda; Insecta; Diptera; Drosophilidae
Source: RefSeq, a predicted model, not a curated record